UCGAAGCCUGAUUUCCACUUUCCGUAAGUCGCGGCAAAAACGGGCGCAGCCUGAAUUUCACAGAUCACACCCUAAAACUUCUGGCGAAUACCUCCACAGUCUAUCAACCUCUUCCAGUAAUUGGCCAAUAUGAGGCUACUCGUUUUCACGCUCUGCGUGAUCCUGGCUUUGGCCACCAGUUCACUUGCGAAAGUUCACAAGAUGAAGCUGAAGAAGGUCCCGAUGACCAAGAAGAGUCUCUUGUCAGAAUUCACACACGCCCAAGCACUCAAGCAAAAGAUUGUCUACUCCCACAUCACGGGCGCAAGCAAGGAGACCCGCGCGGCUCUCAUGUCCCAACUGAGCUCCGAUGUCGUUGCCGAAGGCAAAGCUCACGGCAUCCCGCUCACCAACUUCAUGAAUGCUCAAUACUUUGGUGAAAUCACCAUUGGAACCCCGCCCCAGACUUUCUCUGUCGUGCUCGACACCGGUUCCUCGAACUUGUGGGUCCCAUCUACCCGUUGUAGUUCGAUCGCUUGCUGGUUGCACCGUCGCUUUGAUGCCGGCAAGUCCAGCACCUUCAAGGCGAAUGGAACCUCUUUUGCGAUUCAGUACGGCAGUGGUGCUUUGGAGGGUAUCAUUAGCAACGACGUCCUCGGAGUCGGUGAUUUGAGCAUCAAGAACAUCGACUUUGGUGAAUCCACCAAGGAGCCCGGAGUCACCUUCGCAGUCGGUCGUUUUGACGGCAUCUUCGGUCUUGCCUUCGACAACAUUGCUGUGCAGAAGGUUGUACCCCCGGUCUACCGGAUGAUCGAGCAAGGACUCUUGGACGAGCCCCUCUUUGGAGCUUGGUUCGGCGAUAAUGCGGACGGCGGUGCCGGCGGUGAAAUCACCUUUGGUGGUGUUGACAAGUCGCACUACACCGGCGACAUCACCUGGGCACCGGUCAUCCGUAAAGGCUACUGGGAAGUCCAACUCCAAAACGUCACCCUGGGCAACGAGAACCUCGGCGUCUCGACCUUCCGCGCGGCCAUCGACACUGGCACAUCCUUGUGCGCUAUCCCCGUCGCUGAAGCCGACGCUAUCAACAAGCGUAUCGGAGCCAAGAAGGGUUUGAACGGCCAAUACACCGUUGACUGCAACACCGUUGCGAGCUUGCCGGUGCUGAAACUUCAGUUUGGAGGCCGGGAGUUUGAGUUGGAGGGCAAGGACUACACCCUCAAUGCUGGAGGGAGCUGUGUGUCCGGAUUCAUGGGGAUGGACAUCCCUGCCCCGGCCGGACCACUCUGGAUCGUCGGCGACGUAUUCCUCCGCAAAUACUACACCAUCUACGACCACUCCGGACCGCGUGUUGGUUUCGCUGACGCUGUCUAAAUCCCGAACGCCUCAUCACAUCUCACCCCUUGAGCCUUGACAACAUCUCGCAUCUACAUAGUACUCACUUAUCCAUGUAGACAUGCCAUUAGUCCCGACCUCUUUUCAUACGCGGCUUGUCUCUGUACCUUAUCUUAUGGGAAUAGUCAGGAUUGCGUUUUUUGAGAGUGUGCAGUAUCUCAAUAAGGGGCUUUCGAUGCAGAGAGGAGAGCGGCUUCAUUGGACAGCUGCCACCAACUCAAGUCGAUCGCCAUUCCAAGGAUUGACGGAGCCACUGACAGAUUAUUCAAUGGAUCUCGCAGAGUAGCUCUAGAUCAAAAAUCUAGCGAAGAUUUCCAAAUCAUCGCUUGUUAACAUGCCGUUGAGGGGCUCAUUCCGAAAGGUUCAUGUGAGUCUCAUUCAAACACUGUCUGGAUCUAUCUAUCCAUGGUACUGUACAUAUCCAUACCUCUCUGCUCCGCAAUAAGUCAAAUCCGUAAUCUGAACUAG
Molecule: messenger RNA, 1842 nt
Organism: Fimicolochytrium jonesii
Lineage: Eukaryota; Fungi; Chytridiomycota; Chytridiomycetes; Spizellomycetales; Powellomycetaceae
Product: aspartic peptidase domain-containing protein
Exons: 6
Coding region: 130-1353 (407 amino acids)
Biological process (GO): proteolysis
Molecular function (GO): aspartic-type endopeptidase activity
Source: RefSeq, a predicted model, not a curated record